Molecule: messenger RNA, 1221 nt
Organism: Lolium perenne
Lineage: Eukaryota; Viridiplantae; Streptophyta; Magnoliopsida; Poales; Poaceae
Product: heavy metal-associated isoprenylated plant protein 28
Molecular function (GO): metal ion binding
Source: RefSeq, a predicted model, not a curated record
UCGAUGCAGAGACCGGGUUUCAACCUUCAUUACGAAAAGAAGCAGAAGAGUACUAUGCAUUCGUAUGAGAAAAAAGAGUUAUAUCUUGACAAAUCUAGGACAUUCUUUUCCAGACCGAGGGGUAAUAUAGUUGUUGGGAUGAUUGCCAGAAACCUAAAGUUUGGCGGGUAACAACCAGACAGCUCUAGGUAUCUACCCUUAUCCUCCGCUUGUAACGUGCCCAGGAUAUAUAUUGCCUGUACAUGCACGGUACGUCUAUCACUAGCCCUUCCCAUGUACUAGCUGCGUCACCGAUCUCCCUGAGCAGUGGAUCACUCCCAUAAUCCCAUAACCAACACUUGUACCGUCUCCCAUCAUUUAUCAUGGACAUUACUUGCUAGAUCAUCGACGGAUCUUGACGGAAAAAUUGGUCAGCCUGAGAAGCCAACUCCACACUGCCUGCACUGCAGCAUGCUCUUUUAAGAACCCCACUCUGUCUCUCUCCUAGUGAGUGUGGGAUCGACUGGCACGGCAAGCAGCCGGCGAUGAGGCGGCUAUGGAGUCUCAGCAGGGUCCUGGACUGCUUCGCGGCGUGCGCUGGCACCGGCUGCGGGUGCCUGUGCGUGCGCGGGAUGGACGAGGAGGAGGAGCCAUCCAUGGAGAGGAAGGCCCUGGUGAGUAGCAGCAGCCAGGUGGUGAGGCUCAGGGACGUCGGGAAGCCGAUCAGGACGCUGGGUUUCCUUCUAGAGCCCAAGACAGUGGAGCUGAGGGUGUCGAUGCACUGCAAUGGCUGCGCCAAGAAAGUUCAGAAGCACAUCUCAAAGAUGGAAGGCGUGACAUCGUUCGAGGUGGAUCUGCAUCGGAAGAAGGUGGUGGUGACCGGGGACGUGACGCCGUUGGAGGUGCUGCAGAGCAUCUCCAAGGUGAAGCUCGCCCAGCUGUGGAUGCCCCCUCAGCUAUGCUAACCAACCAACCGAUCAGUUGGUCAUGCCGCCAUGAACAUAUGCACCGCCGGAGACCAUUUAUCUUCGACGCGGAUGCCAUGCCCGUGCGUGUGCUGGCCGACCAUUUAUUUCCCUCGAAAAGGCUGUGGCACAUAUGUUAUACUUCCUACAUUUUAUAAAGUAUGUUUCUUUUUUUUUUGUUUCUAAAUUUAGAUAUAUCUAGAUAGUAGGAGAUGUCUUUGGAGUAUGGGUGUAUGCAACCGAAAAAACAACAUAAAGCACUGUGCUGAACAUUAAA